GUGGUCUUUCAGGGGCGGGGCCAGGUGGCUGGGCUCGGUUCCCAUCAGGCGGGCCGCGCGACCGCGGCACCCAGAUGGAGCCGGGAGGGAGGGUCGCAGAGCCUUAGAGCCUCAAGCUCCGACCUGGUGCCGACCUUAGGAGCUCUGCGGGUCCCGACCCAGAUCUACAAGACUGAGGCCUGUUGACAGCACACAGAGCUCAGCCCCUGCACUCUCUGCCUCCAAGAGGUCCAUGAGUCACAAGAUGGAGAGGACUUUGCCAGCCAACCCUGGUGCCAUGGUCCCCUGUCCCACCAGUUUCCCCCAGGGUUUUGGAGAAUGUCAGCUGACAGAAGACAGAACCUGCAGGACCGAGCAGGAGGAGGAGGGUCUUGUGGUCCGCAGUCUGGCCGUUUACCACAGCCCUCCUACCCUCAUCCUAUUGACCAGAUCCUAUCAUGUGAUGAAUCGACCGCAAGGGAGCCUGGGAAAUGUAGUCGAGGUGCAUCCACAGGAAAACGGGGAAUAGUGUGGUGCAAAACUACCCAGUCUCUACGGUGGUUUUUCUUGGGUGGAGAUUCAUGGAAUCACAAUUAACUGCUAAUCUGGGCUCAGACCUAACCCCCUACCCCUUGUCCUCCAUCCCCAAAAGGCUGAGGAAGCCAAAUGACAGUCACACUGCAGGCUUGGAACAUAUGGGGCAGUUUAACAGACCGCUGUGGACCAGGUGAGGGUCUACAAGGGCAGCACAUGGCUCAGGGAUUGCCACUCACUGCCUGAGCGAUCUUGUGCAGGAGACUUAACUUCUUGGAAAAUGGGGAUGAUAAUGCUUUUAAAGUUGUCAUGGUGGUGAAAAAAUACACAGGAACUUUGUAGGUGCUUUUUAAAAGAUGGGUUUACUAUAAUCCAUGAAAUCCUAUGUGUUCUGACCAUGGCUGACCUCUCUAAUAAUUCCUGCCACAUUCCCUUCUUCCUCGUCACAGGGUCUUCGUUCCAGUUGCUGGAACCUUCCAAAUCUGUUCCUGCCUCAGGGCCUUGGCACUUGCUGUUCUUGCCAUUGGAAAACUCAUUUCCUAAUCUGUUCUUAACUCGCUGCUUGUCAUCCAAUGUAAGUUAAUCAAAGCAGCUGACCCUGAGCAUCCUAGGAAAAGAGGGCACUGCCUCAUGCCCUGUCUGCCCCAUCUGCCUCCCUAUCUACCACCCAUUCAGCCAGAGCCCUCCCUGUAACUAAGUGCUGAGACACAUCCAUGAACAAGAAACACAAAAAUCCCUGCCUGAGUGAGACAACAUCCUACUAGAGGAAGAUGGACUGUGAACAACAAAAAUAUGCCCAUCAUGUAUGCUUUGGAUGAAAAUUAAAACUAGAACACAGUAGGAGAGACUGGGAGCAUGGGUCUGGAAGUAUAUUUCAAUUUUAAGCAGUAGUCAGGAAAGGCCCCAGGGAGAAAGGUUUGACAGAGGUGGAGGAGGGACCAGUGGGAAUAACUGGGGCUAAGAGUGGCCCAGGCAGAAGAAAUACCCAGUGCAAAGGUUCUGGGAACAGAACAAGAGUUUGAACUGUUCAUUCAACCCAAGAGAAGGUAAGUGUAGCAGAAGCAGUGAGAGUAAUUCAGAAGUCAGAAAGCGAUCCGGGGUUCAGAUCCAGAGGCAUUUUCUGGAUACUGUGAGCACCUUGGCCCCUGGCUCAGAGUGAGCCGGGAGCCAUGAGGUGUUCAGCCUCUGUAACAGGGUUUAUUCAAAUGCUUGAUAAAUGCAGAGUCUCCGAAAGUCUGGGUGCAGUUUUAAGUUCUAAUGACCUCGGAAGUAGCCAUGCCACAAAAUUAACAAAAGACAUCACUGGAAGUUUGAUAACUUCUGUUUCUUGAACGCUUUUGUAGUCUUGUGAAUUUGGAAUGAUGUAUUUCCCACUUUAGUUUUGUCGGGUCAGUGCUUACCAUCUUCAAUCAGAGGGCCCAAAGCAAAGAUUCCCGUUUAAAAUGUAGUAUUCAGAAAUCACAAAGCAACAUAAGUAUCCAAGAAAGCUCAUAUUCAACCCAGUGGUAAGCAUGUAGCAUUUAUACUGGUGAAGUUCAAAGUUCAAAGCCACACCACCUUAGGCUGGGACCCAGUUAUUGGCCCAGAGUGGCUGAACUAGGAGGGUGGUGACCAGUGAAGUCCCCCACCCCACCAGCUAUCUUCUCUGUGUACCUUCUUCACCCCCUCUGGUUUGACCCCUACAAGUCUCCAUUGUGCCCACAUCUGCCCUGCUUUGGAUGGGCAGUGACCCCGUGCUGGUGAAGACCCCGGCUCCCCUGGGGUCCACUGCUGACAGCCUCAGGGUCUUGGAUGGGCAGCUUCGUGCCAAGGCGCCAGUCAAGCCAGUUCGAACACCUUCGUUUGUGCUGGACGGUCCCCAAAAUAAGGGGGCACCCACUGGCCACAGCUGCCCAGAACUGGGGCCCCUGUCCAUGCGGGUCCAUGAGAAGGAGGACAGACGUUUUGUAAAACCACAGGCCGAGGUCUCUUUCUGCCCCCUUGACACCCUUUCCUGCCUGCUGGGCCCCCAGAAUUGGCCUCUGGAACCCGUCCUCAGAGGCCUGUUCCUAGAGCACCAUCCUGGGAGCAGCCUCCACCUGCUGUUGGUGGCCAGGUAGGCCACGGGCCGCCUGGGAGUGACCAGGGCUCAGCGUGGUGCCGUGGGUCGCCUCUGUCCCCAGACCCUUGCGCUCGGCCUCCACAGGCAGGCGCUGGCGGGGCGCGCGGCCGCCCUGUGGGACCUGGUGGAGCUGGCGCUGCGGCCAGGGGCGGCGGGGUACCUGCUACUGGCCGCUGUCAUGGGCGCCCUGCUCAUGUGCCCCAGGUGCGCGGGGAGUGGGAAUGAGGUGUCCGGGUUGGCGCGCGCGUGGCGCCAAGCUCCGAAGGAGUCGCGCGGAGGCUUCGAGCAGGAGCUGAAGCCGCUGGCGGGGGCGCUGAGCGAGGACGCUAGCGAGCGGCAUCGUUUGGGGCCCCGCACCAUCUCCAGCCUGAAGCCUAAUCCAGCCCCAGGUCCCGCCCCCGCCCCGCCCUGUGCCCCGAACCGGGGCCAGACCCUCCCCGCCACAAGCCCCGGCGAGGUGGCACUGCCGCACGUGGCCCCCACCGUGCGCCUGCUGGAGGAGCAACGGCCGGGGCCUCUAGACGAGAGCUGAGAGCAGCUGCUGCGCACCCGGCACGCGGCGCGGCGCAUGACCCGUGACGCGCCCCACUUCCACCAGGCGGCGGCCCCCGCGCCUGAGAGUCCUCAACCUGGUAGAGCAGUACCCCCACUGCAUUCCGAGCCACACUCCUGGUCCUGGGGCCCCAGACCUCCAGCCCAACUCGAGAAUCUGCCCCCAGGGUCCUUCCAGCCGAGUGACCUUAACAGUCCUCUACCUCCAGCAGGGCCCAGCCUCCCCCAAGUCUACCGUGCAGGGCAGCUGCAUCCCCAAGAACAGCCCCUAAAGCAGGGCCCCCCGCAGAUCCCACCUGGACAGCUGCCCCUCACGCAUCCUGGCAGAGCCCCUCAGCCACCCACACCCACCUCCUGCAGAGAUCCAGGCGCCUCCUCCCCAUUAACCCUCCCCAUUAACCCUCCCCAAUUGUCCAGCGAGCAGGAACAGUGUCCCUCCUGGCCCCUUCAGGGUCAAAGUACCCAGGGGACAAGGCAGGUGCAGGAGGAGGGAGGGGCAAGGCCAGCACCUGAGCCCCACUCCCAGCGCGCCUGGCCCCGCCCCCGGGAUUCAGGCGAACCCGGAGGUGAGGCACAGGCUUCCGGAAUGCAGAGGCUGCUCUGGGGCAGCCCCGACGCGGGGGCCACGUGGUCCAUGCCGUCCACACGUCUGGAGAAGCUCCAGCGCGUCCUCAGCAUCCUUUCCCAGCGCCUGGAGCCUGACAACUGAAAGCACAGACCCCCUUCUUCAUAUUGGGACACCCAGGCUUUGGGAGAACCCUGGCCGGAAACCAAGAAGUUACCCCAGAUCCUGGGAUGGGGAGGAGCCUCCUCUCCCUGCACCCUAGAAGACCCAAGCGUCUGGAAGCCAAGAUGCCAUCUCCCAUGUCCCACCCACUCACAUAUAGCCCCCAAAUGGUGAACAGGAGGCUUUGAGUGUGGUAAGCGCGACUGCAGACCUAUAAGAGGCCAGAGGUCACAUGCCUUCUGGAGGCUAUUUGACUUCUUGACCUCUCUGUGCCUGCUUUCAACAUAAAAAGCGAGAUGGUAUUUUCCAGAGGUUGGCGUGGGGAUUAAAGCUCGACGCUUAAACGA
Molecule: messenger RNA, 4240 nt
Organism: Manis javanica (Malayan pangolin)
Lineage: Eukaryota; Metazoa; Chordata; Mammalia; Pholidota; Manidae
Source: RefSeq, a predicted model, not a curated record